Prorocentrum cordatum is the source of this 2567-nucleotide messenger RNA. Lineage: Eukaryota; Dinophyceae; Prorocentrales; Prorocentraceae. The record is from the annotation of a GenBank genome assembly.
CGCUGAGAGUGCGCUGUACACCUGCAGCCUGGUCAUGCCGUGCCUGGCGCUGCUGGCGGAGGUGGCGCCCCUGGCGCUUCGCGCGGGGGCGCCCACGGUCGCGGAGGCGGUGAUGGUCUCGGCGCACCGCGUGAGUUGCAGCCUUCUUGGGGAGCAGGCGGCCUCCGCGAACACGCUGCGGGACUCGGACAAGCUGCUGCAGUCCCUCGGCCCUGUGCUCCGCGAGGUGAAGGACCACCUGGAGCCCUCAGCGCUGCAGCUGCUCCAGUUGCUGCAGCCCUGCGCAGUGUCUGGGGCCUCCUACGUGGUGCGCGAGAGGCGUGCGGCUGGCGCAGCUGUCGCCAAGCCCACAGGGGGCUAUCCACUCUCGGAGACGGAGCGCUCCGAGGCCGAGGCCAGUGCGGGCACUCCGUCGCGCCGGCGGACCGGCACCGGCGCCGUGGAAGACGAGUACACCGUGCAGCAGUCGCUGGCGGCGCAAUGCCGCACCGCGGCGCUGCGCAAUUUCGCGCAGCUCUUCAGGCUCUUCCCAAAGGCGUUCUUCGGGCGGUGGCCGUUGGUGCUGGACUUUCAGUCUGGCGAGGCCUCGCGGGCCGGCGAGGACGGCGCUGCACCGCUGCCGAUCCUGCUGACGAUUUGCAGGGAGGACCCUUGGCAGAAGGUGCGCGGCGCCGCGCUCGGCGCGGUGUGCUCGCUGCUCGAGGCGCCGGCGGUCCGGACCUGGCCGGUGCCGCUCGAGCGGGGGGAGUCCAGCGAGGCCGUGUCGCCCAGGCGCGGCGGCGCGCGCGGCAGGGGCCGGGGGGCAUCCUCGUUCACGCCGCUGGCGGGGCAGAUGGCCACGACCCUGCGGCAGGCGCACGGAGUCGUCCUCGGGCUCCUGGGGGGCCGGGCCGCGGGGGACGCCCAGCUCGCUCUGCGGGCGUGUGCGGACCUGGUGGCGUGCACCCCGUACCCGAAGCUCCGCCCGGGGCUGCUGACGGAGAUGGUGCGCGGCGUGGUGCCCUUCCUCGAGGUUCUGUCCACGUCGGCCACGCCCGAGGGGGGCCAGCAGCCCCUGACCGCCGCCCUUGCGGCGCUGGGCGCAGCGCUGAAGCGCGAGGACUGCGCGACGGAGCUGCAGAGUUGCCUCUUCGAGGUGCCAGACAAGGUGCUGCCCCUGGCGCCCCUGCCGAAGCCGUCGCUCUCGGGCGCGGCCAGCUGGCGCUCGCAGCAGGGCGCCGCCUGCAGGGUCCCGCGCCCGCUGGCGGAGGAGCUCGCUGCCCAUGCCGUACGCCUUGUGCAGCUGGCGCAGCGGCGUCGGCGCGUUUCGGAGGCCGACGCACCCGUGGCGCUCGAGCUGGCAUCGCUUGCUGGCCGUGCGGCGCACUUCAGCCCAGAGGUAAUCCCCGUGACCGUGCAGGAGAAGCUGCAGGCGCUCGUGGAGAGCCUGCUUGCGCUCUCCUCUGGGCCGCUGCGCGCGAGGGCCUGCAAGCUGGUGGAGGAGCUGUUGGUUCUGCCCAAGGACGGAAUUCUUCAGCCAGGCGAGCGCGUCGCAGUUAAGCUGCCCAUGGAGUGGUGCGCCACUAUCGCCCACAGGAUGAUGGCACUCCCGGAGGACACCGCUCCCCACGUGCGAGCCGCAACGUUGACGGCACUGCCGCCCCUGCUGUGGGCCUCGGGCGCAGACGGCGCCGGCAAAGCCGCCGAUGCGAUUGCGGACCACGCGCUCGCGGCGGUGCGGCUCGGCGCGGGGGACGUGGGCGCCGCGGUGCGCACGACAGCGGCCCAGGCGUGCGGCUCGCUGGCCGGGUGGUGGCUCAUGCAGCCCGCUCGGCCGUGGGAGAGGAGCGCCGACGUCUUGGCGCUGCUGGUGAGGCUGCUCUCCGACCCAGCCGCGGACGUGAGGUCCGCUGCCGCGGCCGCGCUGGCCAACAUGGCGGUCGCUACCGUGCAGGGCGCGAUGGGCGCCCAUGAUGCCCUGGAGUCUGGCGGCACGGGCUCGUCCGGGUGCCCCGCCGCGAAUGCGGCCGAGGGCCAGUGGGUGGAGGCCAUCGAGGGUACGCUACUGCUCUGCCAGGACAGCUCGGACAAGGCGCGCUCCUCGGCUCUCCGUGCGCUGGGCUACAUUGCGGAGGCCGUGGACCUGCGCGGCGCGCGGCCGCUGCAGAAGCAGGACUCCCUGCUGAGCCGUCUGGCGGGCGGGCUCGCGGGCGCGGUCGGCGCACCUCCGCCGAAGUGCCAGUGGAACGCCUGCAGAUCCAUGGGCCAGGUGUACCAGUGCUCAAGCUUCCUAGGCGCCCUCGAGUCCUCGCCCUCGAGCCACGCGACCAUGCUGGAGGCACUGUGCAGGAGCGUUUCUUCCGCGACCAACCUGAAGGUCCGCAUCCAAGCCGCCCAGGCGCUGGCGAAUCUGCCGCCCGCCCCGCGCCUGUGGCCGCGGGGCGACGCGGACGCCGUGCUCACCUGCUUGUGCGAGGCGUUGGCCUCUCUUGACCGACCCGUCGGCGAGCAGCCCGUGGAGGAGCGGCAGCGCGCGCAGUACGCCUCGCAGCUGCGCGCAGAGCUGCUCGGCCUGGGCGAGCACUGGG